This is a messenger RNA of Iphiclides podalirius (scarce swallowtail), 513 nucleotides long. NCBI's taxonomy places the organism in Eukaryota, Metazoa, Arthropoda, Insecta, Lepidoptera, Papilionidae. The record is from the annotation of a GenBank genome assembly.
AUGGGUCUGGUGCGCAACGCGCUUCUUCUACUCCUCGCCACUCUACUCUCGCUCAUCUCCUACGCCGGCGCUUGCACGCGCAAGAUCUACAUCGCCUGCAAGAAACCGGCUCCCUGCGGGGAGAUGGCGCGUUUUGACCCCACUCGGCUGUUUUUGCUGCUGACCCUAAUUUGCGUGCUGAUCGCCGGCGCCAGCUGUUGCAAGAAGAACAUAUCCUGCACCGGGCGAGCGCCUUGCAGACGCCUAUGGCGUCGUAAAUGGCGGCAUGGAGUAAGUGAAACUGAUGAAAUCAAAUCUGACACGUAUCACCCAUUAAGAAACAUUGAACAUAUCGAUCAAACCUGUUUUCCAUUCAGCAUGGCGUACAUCAACGAAUUCCUCCUCGUCUUCCUGCACAUCGCUGUCUGCAUGGUGGAAGUAUACCAGGGUAAAUGCCUCAGAGAACAGAUCAAGUCUGGUGACGGAAACUACCCCGGCGUGAAGAUCAUCAUCAAGAAAAAACAACAACGCUCC